Messenger RNA from Symbiodinium natans, 2091 nucleotides. NCBI's taxonomy places the organism in Eukaryota, Dinophyceae, Suessiales, Symbiodiniaceae. The record is from the annotation of a GenBank genome assembly.
AUGGCUACAGGCAGCGCCGGUAGCAAGGUGAUGAGGGAGGAGCUGGCCGCCUUCUGUACAUUCUGCUGGUCCAGGGACUCCUUGAGACAGCUGAGAAGCUGCAGCAUGUGGCAGGCAGUCCAAUUUCAAGUUGUAUUCUGGACAGAGGCCCGUCUCUUGCCGCUCUUCUGUCUGGCUCUGACAUUCUCAACUUAUUGCGCUGCCUUCUUAGCUGGCUUCUCCUGCGGCUCAACCUUGACAUAUUUUCUGUGCUCACCGUUCCUCGUCGUGACAUCGCAGGCAGUAGCCGCCGUGAGGGAGUGGUGGCACGAUUUCAGCAAGGAUUCUGCGCGCUGGCGUCUUCUUCUGCGCAGUGGAUGGCGUACUUUUCGGGACAGCUUCACCGAGGAGAUGACAACAGCCAGUCCGGACAGGCUCUGCCUGUGCGUUGGCAUCUCUCAGUAUGCAAGUGGUUAUGCUCCUUUGGAAAGAGCGGUGGCCGAUGCGAGAGCCGUUGCACGAGCCUUUGGUUCCCUUGGAUACACUUCUCACGUUGUAGAAAACGCGAGACAUACGCAGGAUCUGGAACAACAAAUCGACAACUUCCUGGCGACCGUUGCGGCCCAGACACAUGCCCAGAGGGGUCGAGAUGGCCAGACAAUGGUUGUUGUGAUUUAUUUUGCUGGCCACGGGCUUGAGUUUGACCAAGGGGGUCUGCACUUAUGCAUGUCCUGUGCCGGACACCCAAGCUGCGCUGGCCUCGGAUUCAUGCAAGGAUCCAAGCUUGUCCACGAGCUUGUCAUGAAGCUCUUGAAUACAGCAGGCCCAUCUCAGAAGCUGGCGUGCGUUGCGUUUUGGGACUGCUGCAGGAUUCGCAGCCAAGUGCACCGCGGGGAAGUCUACUCCGCAAAAAGAGAGCUGGGCACCAAGAAGCAUCAGCAUGCGGAGAUAAAGGCUUGCUUGCUUGGCCGAACUGCGCAGGAUGGAUCGUUUGCUGACGCUUUGACAAACUACAUCACGAAGAACGAACCAUACUCGGUCCAAGAGCUUUACGAGCACGUGGGGGCAACCGUGAUGAGCAAGACCUACAACCGGCAGAUGUGUGAGCUUGUUUGUGAGUCGACGGAGCUAUCCCAGCGUCUCGACCUCUUCGUCACACCAACCAAGUGGGCGGAGCACUGCGCGAAGCUUGAAGCCCUGAAGUCAGCGGAGCUGGAACGAGAUGGUGAGCACAGCUCCCAAAGAGAGAAGGAGGACGCAGAGAGCGCAUUGUUGACAGAGAACUUGGAGUACCGAGCCGAGGCCCAAAGGUUGCAGGACGAGAGGGCGCAAAUGCAGCAGAUGGCGGCAUGCCUUUCUUGUAGUGGGCAGGAUGCCACCGUGCAGCUUGCCGGCUCGAGUUUGAUGUGGCGGGUGACGAGGGUCUUUCUUCAGCUCUGCUGCAUGUGCGGGGCCUUGUGGAGCAUGACGCGGUCGUCCCUUGUGGAAGAUGGAGCCGCGCAGCAGUUGGAGGAGGAAUUUCAAAAGCUCCAAGCCGAGGAAGAAGUUGCCAAAAUGGGUUUUUCUGCCUUAGUCGGGCUGCUGUUUUGUGCGACCACCGCGUUGACAGUAUGCUCUUUGAACCUGCGUUCUCAGAAAAGAAAGCUGGAAGUCGAGACUCACGAGUUGUCCCAAAAUCUGCAUCAAGCAGCCACUGAAAAUCAACAGCUCGUGCAAGAACUGGCUCGGCACAGGUCAUUGCCUCAGCAGUUGCCAACUCUUCUACGGAACAUGGUGGGUCAGACGCUGCAGUGGGACAAGGUGGAGACACACCUACGCCACAGCCAGCAGGAGCUCCAGGCGGCUCAAAGGGAGGCGCGGCGGGAGCGGGAGAGGAGAGAAGGCGUGGAGCAUGAGCUCCAGAUCUUGAAAGACGAACAUCGACGAGACAUCGACCACCGUCGGGCUUCUGUGUUUCAAUGCCAGCCAGGCGAUGAACAUGAAAGGCUUGGUGGUGGCACCUGGACUCAUUGCUGCUUGUGUGGGCAGAAGGGUAUCGGAACUGGCACCUACUGGAGGUCAAUACAGAAUGGAGCCUGUUCAUUCUGCACUCUGUGCAUACAGGGCAGAUAG